GUCAGGUCGUCGUCGCUCACGCCCUCUGCCCUGUCGAGCCUGUCCCGUCCGCUGCAUCCAUCCUCGUGUGUGCCACUGCUGCCCGAGGCGACACGACGACGUAGGGGGAGCCGCCGCAUUGGAAACGGUGCCGCCAGAUCAGCCCGCCCAUCCCACCGCGACACAAGCACGCCCGCCAGCGAUCGUGACAGCUGAGACAGUCCUCACACCGGCCACCGCGACGCUGUGUGGCUCCAGCACAGCACCGCGCUCGCAGCAGCGCCCGACGCAGCAGCCGCCGCGGCGAGGGAUUGAUCGUUCUAGCUCCAUAUACCACGACCAGAGCGUGCCGCGCUGUGCUACAUGACACUCAACACCGCCGCCGCGCCUGCCGCCCUCGUCUGACACGUCUGUCUGCACGCACCACACACGUCUGCACAUAUUCUCCGAUGCCCCACCGCUCCUCGACACGCUCGACACCUCCGACUCUGGUAAUAUAAAUCGACGCGGGGACGAGUGGGCAUGCAUGAGAGCCGGGGCGAGUCUGAAAAGUGAAUAGCAGCAGCUGCCAGAGCUGGUGUGGCGCGCUCCGUCUUGCCCAGCGACUGGGAGGCCUGUCAUCACCCUUCGCUGCAUCGACGUAGGCUGGGUGCCCAUUGAAAGUUCACCGAGUACCUGGAUCACUCCCAAAGUCAAAGGCCCAUACCUCACUCGCCCCUCUCGCGCUUGUGUCUCUCGCCAGAAGUGACCCAGCUUCCGUCUUCAUUUUCGAGUCCUUCGUUCCUGUCCAUACCGAGCUACCCGUCCCUCCACGCUGCGCUGCGCUGCGCCCUCCCGAUCGAUCGAGUCCAGGCAGGAACAGCACCUCGUGCACAGCGGCGAACAUGCAGCAUCAACAGAUUCCCCCGCCGAUGCAGUACUCGUCUGCUCAACCGCAAUAUCCUUCCAACGGCGUACAUCCUUCCAUCAAUACUCGAGGUGGUGGCGAGUACGCCAACGGACAGCAACCCAACGGAGCGGACAUGCAUCCAUACCAGCAGUAUCCGCCUUAUGGCCAACCAGCUCCGCUGCCGCCUCAACAGCACCCGCAGCACCCACAGCAACACCCACAGCAGCAGCUUCGCGGGCCACCUCCCCCCAUGCCGGGACAAUACAUGCAAAAUCAGCUGCCACCUCUGGGAGCGCCGCAUAUGGGAGCUCCAAUGGCGCAUAUGCCUAUCGUAACAGAAGCUCCAAGCUCACAGCGACCUAGCUCUGCUAACCCAGUGCAGCCCCAAUAUGGUAUGCCAGCGCCCCCACCACCCAUGCAGCCGCCGCAGCAAUCGUCACUGCCGCCUCAACCGGCGCGUCCCAGCAAUUUGCUUCCCAACGGCGAUAAGAAGAUGUCUCACAGCAGCGAACGCGAAGGACUACGCUACAGUCUACAGGUGGUGCAACAGCCUCAAAGAGCGCGCAUGUGUGGAUUUGGAGACAAGGAUCGAAGGCCAAUAACACCACCGCCAUGUGUCAGACUCGUGAUCGUCGAUUCCACCACGGGCAAAGAAGUCGGCAUGGAUGACGGACUCCUUGGUGACCCUUCAUUUUACAUCCUCCAGGUCGAUCUCUGGGCAGAGACUGCGGAUCGCGAGGCGAACGUUGUCAGAGCUUCUAGUAACAGCCCUGCUGUGAGCAUUUCCAGCGCGACAACUACCUCAUAUCCCCCUCCAGCAGAAACUCCUCGACCAUACGAGACGACCCAGGUGAUGUACAUAGGCGAAGGAGGUCCUUUUUAUGCCUCGGUUCCUAUUCAUCCUUCCCAGGUGACGAGGCCGGCCUACGGUGGUGGAAUGUUCUAUGGCCAGAUGGGUCAGCCCAUAGGGUAUCCCGCACCCGCUCAGCAAUCGAGCGCGAUGUACACUCGCAAUCUCAUAGGCAGCUUGACUGUGAACGCAGCACGCCUGAGUGACAACGAGGGUAAGCAAGGGUUCUGGUUUGUGCUUCAAGAUUUGAGUGUGCGGACAGAGGGCUUCUUCAGGCUUCGUAUGAGCUUUAUUGACAUUAGCAACCGAGGAGCUCCUGGAGUCAAUCGCGGAAGUGCACCAGUAUUGGCAUGGACGUUUUCGGACAAGUUCCAAGUCUACUCAGCCAAGAAAUUUCCUGGUGUGAUCGAAUCAACGCCGCUGAGCAAGUGCUUUGCUGGCCAAGGAAUCAAAAUUCCGAUCAGGAAAGAUAACAAGAACGAGGCCAAUGACGAUGAUGAUGGAGAUUGAGCGUUGCCCGUGGUAAUCUUGGGGCGUAGACCACGAAAAAGGGUGCUUCCGGUCUGGUGUUCCGUGAGUGUUCAUGUCUGAUGCCACGGACGACACUGUAUGAGGGCUCUAAAGCCCAUCGAAUCGUGCACAUGAUAUAGACAUGUGCAGGCCGCGAAGAUACGCCGACGUUGAGCAAGGCCAGCGGAGAUCGGGCCUGGUGGGGGAUGAUGAACAAGAGAUGGAGGUUGACAGAAUCUUGGUUCCAGACCAAAAGUAUCGACGACAGUACAUUGAGCAAAAGGGUCAGUCACCACAGCUUGGAUGAUGGCAAUUUGUGGUAUGCAUGAGAGAAGCACUGUUGAGACAAUUUCUGGCAGAUGCGGAGACUAUGCACGUUGGCGACGUUAUGAUAGGGUUGAACGUACACAGAAGCUAUUGAAGCCCCAAAUCAAUC
Cercospora beticola is the source of this 2664-nucleotide messenger RNA. Lineage: Eukaryota; Fungi; Ascomycota; Dothideomycetes; Mycosphaerellales; Mycosphaerellaceae. The record is from RefSeq and is a predicted model, not a curated record.